UACUUCCCUUUUGGUUUAAGAAGGCAAGUUUCGUGCUUUAACCUUCACAGCAUCCAUUUAGAUUUAAAAUAUGAAUUGUCUACACUAUAGGAUAUGUAGUUAUCAGUCACUAUAAAGGGAUUUCCAAACUCUCUUCUGUUCAUUCAUUCCAAACAAACCUCCCUCUUUCUUGCCCUUUGUCUUCUGCUUUAACUGCAAACACAGAGAGAGAGAGAGAGAGAGAGAGAGAGAGAAAGGAACCAAAAAACACUAUCCCUGCAACUAUGACGGCUAUGGUGGCCCUAUUUGUUUUUUCUUUUGGUAUUGUCUUGGCCUCUGUUACUGCUGAUCCUGACAUGCUUCAAGAUGUCUGUGUUGCUGAUCUUACCUCUGCUGUGAAAGUUAAUGGUUUUACCUGCAAAGAAAAUUUCACAGCAGAUGACUUCUUCUUCGAUGGGUUGGCCAAACCAGGACUCACCAACAACACCCUAGGCUCCCUGGUCACCGGAGCCAAUGUUGAGAAAAUCCCAGGCCUAAACACCCUUGGAGUCUCCUUGUCCCGCAUUGACUACGCCCCCGGUGGCCUUAAUCCUCCCCACACUCACCCACGAGCCACUGAGAUAAUCUUUGUCCUCGAAGGCCAGCUCGACGUGGGCUUCAUCACCACCGCUAACGUCUUGGUCUCAAAGACCAUCAACAAGGGUGAGAUAUUCGUUUUCCCAAGAGGGUUGGUGCAUUUCCAGAAGAACAAUGGCAAGGUUCCAGCCGCCGUGAUCGCUGCCUUCAACAGCCAGCUUCCGGGCACUCAAUCCAUCGCCGCCACAUUGUUUGCCGCCACACCUCCGGUUCCUGACCACGUGUUGACCAAGGCUUUCCAGGUGGGGACCAAGGAGGUUGAGAAAAUCAAGUCUAGGUUGGCACCCAAGAAGUAAUUGAAAGAGGGUGGGUGUUGGGCCUUGUCUGUUGCUAGUGUUACCACUGAAACAAUUUAUGGGAUUUGUUCUUCAUAAUAUUUAGAACUUAUUUCUUUAGUCUUUCAAAAAUGAGAAUCCUUAAUUAUUUUUCUUA
Messenger RNA from Hevea brasiliensis (rubber tree), 1047 nucleotides. RefSeq names its product germin-like protein 5-1. NCBI's taxonomy places the organism in Eukaryota, Viridiplantae, Streptophyta, Magnoliopsida, Malpighiales, Euphorbiaceae. Gene Ontology annotation, biological process: plasmodesmata-mediated intercellular transport; regulation of root development. Gene Ontology annotation, cellular component: plasmodesma; cell wall. Gene Ontology annotation, molecular function: manganese ion binding. Bases 264 to 911 code for a protein of 215 amino acids. The transcript is spliced from 2 exons. The record is from RefSeq and is a predicted model, not a curated record.